AUGAUUAAAUUAUAUAUUAUUCUUAAUUCAUUGAUUGCAUUGGUAUUAAACCAAUAGGUCUGUCCAGAGGAUGAGUAUAGGUUCAAAAAUGAAUGCAUUCCAAAAUCAUGCUAGUAAUAUAUUGAAAAAUUGACAUCAAAAAAGAAGCCAAGUGGAAAAAGAUUUUUAUCAUUGGACAUGAAUGGAAAAGUGAUUAAGGAAAAAGAUGAUUACAGAAUUGAAAUUGAAUUUAAUGAUGAACUCGUUGGAGUAUUUAAUAGAGAUAAUAAUCAAUCCUGUAUAACAGAUCAAUUAUAUCGACAUGAAAUGAAUUAUGUACAUGAAAAUAAAGAUGAUACUGCUAUUGCUAGUUCCUUUGAUUAAAAAAAGAGGAAAUGGAGUUUCAUGAUUAAGUAUUGAUUUAAUUAAUAAGUAGUGAUUUAAGUAAUAAACUAUACUUGGAUAAAUAAUCAGAUAAGACAAUAUAUAAUGGAUUUUACACAAUAAAUUAUUUGGUCAAAGAUUAUGUAAUUUUAUAAUACAUGUUUGAUUUUCAAAUUGUACUCGACAAUAAUAACCAUUUGAUUGAGACUCAUUUUAAUGAUUAACUGUUGGAUGACUAGGUCUCAUGUAAUUUAUUUGGAACCUGUGUAUAAAAAGUUUAUACAGAAAUAUCAUUCUGUAAGGAUAAAGAUUGCUUGGAGGUAGCAGAUGAGGCUAACAUCACACUGAACACUCCAGUAUAUCUGAUAAGUGAGAUAAAGGAUGAGGGAUUUUAGGAUUGGUACACACACGACUAUGAAUUAACUUUUUACAGCUACUAGUUGGUUAAGAAGUUUAAACCAGUUUUUGAAUAGCAGAAGCCUGGAAAAACAAUUUUUAAAUUACUUGUCCCAUUUAUAGCAGACAAAGGCUCUCUUUAUGUGUCAGCUAAAUUGACAAAAUAAAGUUAUUGGAGAAGAGUAUUGGAAGAUGAGAUUGGAACUUCCUUAGCUAUUAGCAUUUAUUAGGAUGCACCGUGUAUUAAAAUGGACUCAAAUAAUUAAUGUCCAAGUUAAGAAUAGAUAGAGAAAACAAAUUAAUUGGAUUGCGGAUGCGUUGAUAUAUUGUAUUGCAAUGGAAUAUAUAUUAUCAAUGCCAUGAUGCUUAUAUUAAUUUUAUUGGUAAUUUGAAUUCG
Molecule: messenger RNA, 1156 nt
Organism: Paramecium octaurelia
Lineage: Eukaryota; Ciliophora; Oligohymenophorea; Peniculida; Parameciidae
Source: the annotation of a GenBank genome assembly